Aplysia californica (California sea hare) is the source of this 945-nucleotide messenger RNA. Its product is annotated as atrial natriuretic peptide receptor 1. Lineage: Eukaryota; Metazoa; Mollusca; Gastropoda; Aplysiida; Aplysiidae. The annotation marks the transcript as partial. Gene Ontology annotation, molecular function: signaling receptor activity; peptide hormone binding. The transcript has 2 exons. The record is from RefSeq and is a predicted model, not a curated record.
UUGGCGUGUUUCUUGAAAGAAACGAUGGAGUUUGGCUCUUAUAAUGUAGACAACCUGGCAUGUUUUCUGCAUUUACGCGCGCAUGGGAACUACAGCAUGGGUCUGAGCAUAAACUAUGGAACCCUGUUUGGCCACUAUUUACAUUUUAUACAUUUUCAAACAUUAUUCAGCUCGUGAGAAAAGAAAACCCACCAUCUCAGAUGGCCAUGUUACGUCGGCUUCGGUGCACCCAAGUGUCACUGCUUAUUUUCGGAUUAUUGACAUCACAUUUGUAUAACGCAAUCGCCUCCAACGAUAGCAAAUACAAACUUCCGAGAGCUCCUUCUGACGUCAUCAAAAUCGGGGUCAUUCUCCCGAGCACCGGAAGCACGCCAUGGAUCCUUCCCUACACCCUCCCCGCCAUCCACAUCGCCGUGGAUUACCUCCAACACAGGACCGAGAUCUUCGGGAACCGGCGAGUCAAGCUGAACGUGGCGGACUCCGAAUGCUCGUAUAUCACUGGUCCGUUAGCUGCUGUAGACAUGUACGUCAACCAAUCGGUGAACGUGUUUCUGGGCCCCGCUUGCGAGUAUGUUGUGGCCCCCGUAGCGAGGUUUUCGCCCCAUUGGGGAAUCCCCAUUCUGACGGCAGGGGCUUUGGUCAGCGCCUUUGGGAACAAGCAGGAGUAUGGGCUCUUGACAAGGGUGCAGGGAACGUACUCAAAAUACAGCGAGGCCCUCAUGCACGUAUUCAACCAGUUCCGCUGGUCCAAUGUGGCACUCCUGUACCACAACGUGAACGCUCCCAACUCCGAGAAGAAAUCCUGCUUCUUCUGCAUCGAGGCUAUGUUCCGCGCUCUGCGCGCCAAGAUAAACCGGAAGCCGUUCAACAGGGACUUUGAUGAGCACCGCAUCAGCGAGCAGAGGAGGGAGGAUAUUGUGGUGGAGGCUUCGAGACACGCGAGGA